This is a messenger RNA of Danaus chrysippus (African queen), 1563 nucleotides long. Lineage: Eukaryota; Metazoa; Arthropoda; Insecta; Lepidoptera; Nymphalidae. The record is from the annotation of a GenBank genome assembly.
AUGGAAAACAUUAUUAACUUCCAAGAAGAUUUGUAUGAACGUAUUGUAAAGGCAAAGACUAAUUUUAAGAAAUCGCCUAAAGAACGUAUAACCAAAGAAUAUGUAGAUAGUAGACUAGAAAAUCUUGAACAAUUGUGGUUUGAAUUUCUGUCUGGUCACAAAGACUUAUUUAGAAGCUAUAAUGCAAAGGAUGUUAAAGGUUCAAGUUAUGUCACUAAAAAUGUUUAUGACAAAGCUGAAGAAAUGUAUUUAGAAUAUAAGUGUGAUCUUAAAACGUUAUCUAAACAAUUUGAAUCAAAAUUAAUAGUUGAAAGUAAUGAACCGAAACCUAAAGUUUCAAAUAGAAUGCAUGCAAACUAUCCACAAAUAAAUAUACCUCACUUUUCUGGAAAUUACCAAGAGUGGACAACGUUCAAAUCUCUCUUCAAAUCUCUUGUUAUUAAUAACGAAUGUUUGGAUGAGAUUCAAAGACUUCAUUACCUCAAAUGUUACCUUAAAGGAGAAGCCGAACAGUUAAUUAAACAUGUACCUAUUGAGGAAGGAAACUUUGAGCGUUGUUGGCUAGUGGUAAACGAACGAUACAAUGAUAAAAAGUGGAUAUGUCAUCACGUUCUUAAAAGAUUUUUGAGCCAGAAAAAUCUUACCACCGAGUCCAGUGUCGGGCUAAAAGAGCUUGUAGAUACUACAAAUGAAUGUUUGGCAAGUUUGGCAAGUUUAGGAAUAAAAGUUGAGGAAUGGGAUAUGAUCGUCAUUCAUCUAAUUAAUUUAAAACUAGACCCAGAGACACGUCGUCAGUGGGAAUUUCAUUGUACCGCAAAAACUACUUCUGACGAAUUGCCCACUUAUCAAUUGUUUGUUAAUUUCCUUAAGGAACGAUUUUCAGCUAUCAACCGGUUGUCACAAUCAAAUAAACCUAUUAACACUACAACUAAAAUAAAGGCGUUACAUAUUACAAAGACUGUAACUUGUGUCUUAUGUAAAGAAAAUCAUAAAAUUAAUCAAUGUACGCAGUUUCACAAGGCGUCAAUUGACGCACGCCGCAAAAUUGUUACUAACAAUAACUUGUGUUUUAAUUGCUUGGGUGAAAAUCACUCUGCCAGGGAAUGCCACAGCAAGGUGAAAUGUCGUGUGUGUAAGCGUUCACACAACUCUCUUUUACACCCCAAGGGUGAUAAUAACGGGAAUAAUGAGGCAAGUGAGAGUAUUGCCUCUUCGUCAAAUGAUACAUCGCAAGUAGUCUCAUGUUUAGCAUCGAGCACACUCACUUAUCAGCAAGUACUACUUGCAACUGCAUUGGUCAAGGCAGUUUCACGAAGGGGGGAAAACUUAAUUAUCCGAGCCUUGAUCGAUCAAGGGUCGCAGUCGUCUUUCAUAACGGAAUCGACUGUGCAAUACCUGGGGCUGAAAAAGAUGUCAGCUAAGGGACGAAUAUCAGGCUGCGAAGACAACACGUGGAGAUGCAGAUGGUCGCUAUGUCGUUCGUCUUCCGCUCAAGAGCGAGAAUCCUCAAGUGACAUCUUCACGGGAAAUCGCCGAGAGAAGGCUAAAAUCAUUAGAACAUAA